CCUUUGUCUAUCCGGAUGGGGGCAAAUCGCCACCAUCCAAAGGGAACCGCAGGGAACGAGCCCGGUUGUAGUGGCAGUGGCGCCGCCUCCACUCCCAGCUCCUGCCGAUGCUCCAUUCAGCUGCUCCUCUUCUUCUCCUUCUUCAGUUUGACUCGUUGAUUGACUCGUGAGCUGAAUUGGUUUGUCUGGAGAACUUGAAAUUUCAGUACAAGUUUCAGAUAGGAUUUGGGGAGAAAUGAUCUCAUCUAUCAGCUUAUUUGGAAGCUCUCAGCAGCCUGCUCUCAAGUUUUACAGAAAAUGCUUGCCAAAUAACCCACAUUUUGCACUGACUGUGCAUUCAGUUGCAAAGUUCAUGGGUAAAGCUAUGAUUAUGAAGAGGGCACGUAUGAAGCCACAUGCCACGGACAUCAAGAGGAACCCCCAAGCCCAUGAGCUUUACAAAUUGGUUUAUAGACUUCCUGAAAACCUUAGCUGGCUUUUGGCGCCACCAGAAAUCCCUAAAAGACCAGCCUCAAAGAAUAUAAAACAGAAGGAUGAAAUGGUGACUGGUAAGUUUGGUGUGAUCUUGGAGUGGGAGGGAGUUGUCGUUGAAGAUGACGAUCCAGACUUGGAGCCCUGGGUUUGGUAUGUUCUAUCACUUGAAGAGGCAAAGUCUUUCCCUCCGGAUGCAUUGCUGAAGGAAAUUGAGGGAAUGAGAACUGACCAGGCUAUUUCAGAAGUCUUAUGUUGGUCAGAAGAUCCAGAAGAAAUUAAAAGGUUGGCAGCACGCAAAGAGGUAAUAUAUCAAACGCUCCGAGGAGGAUACUACCAACUGCGACCAGGUGUCCUUGAUUUCUUGAACACCCUUGCGGAUUUUGAAAUUCCAAUAGCAAUUGCAAGUCUUCGCUCACAGAAGAGCCUUGAAGAAGGUAUUAAAACUGUUGGUCUGCAAGGAUACUUAGAUGCUAUAAUUGCAUUAGAGGAUUUCUGCUUAGGGAAACCUGAUGGUGAGAUGUUUGAGGUUGCAGCAGAGAAACUUGGUCUUGACCCAGAUGUUUGUGUUGUGUUUGGCAAUUCAAACUUAACGACAGAAUCUGCACAUACUGCUGGGAUGAAGUGUGUGGCAGUUGCAGGCCGACACCCUGCCUAUGAGCUCCAAGCAGCAAACCAUGUUGUGAGAUGGCUUGAUCAACUCUCUAUUGUUGACUUGCAGAGGCUUGUCAAUGGUGAGGUUAUUGGUCGCAGGGGCAGAGAAUCCGACAUGGAUAUGGAGAUUGUGAUUGAGGAAUGAUGCUUCUGCAAACAUGACGUACCAAUAUAUUGUUGUACUUAUAAUCUGAUGUAGCCUAAGUAAUGCAUUACAUUUUGUAAACAGACCAAGCAGUGCUAGAUCAGGACUAAGGAUAGUCCUGGGCUUGAAUUACGUGCUUGGUUGUCCUGUGAUGCAUCCCUGUAAUUGCUUUAGCUUAACUACUCUUAGUCAUUAGGUUUCAAGUGAAGAAACACCCGCCAGUAACUGGUGCAUGUACAGUAUAUAUGUUUCACCUAUUGUAUUCCCUACUUUUCACGGUGAUGGAAAUUAAACUGGAACUUUGAACCUAA
Molecule: messenger RNA, 1581 nt
Organism: Panicum hallii
Lineage: Eukaryota; Viridiplantae; Streptophyta; Magnoliopsida; Poales; Poaceae
Product: 5-amino-6-(5-phospho-D-ribitylamino)uracil phosphatase, chloroplastic-like
Exons: 2
Coding region: 236-1270 (344 amino acids)
Source: RefSeq, a predicted model, not a curated record